Bombus huntii is the source of this 3608-nucleotide messenger RNA. RefSeq lists its product as uncharacterized. The coding region runs from base 153 to 1640 and encodes 495 amino acids. Lineage: Eukaryota; Metazoa; Arthropoda; Insecta; Hymenoptera; Apidae. The record is from RefSeq and is a predicted model, not a curated record. The transcript has 2 exons.
GAAGUACCCUUCCAAAAUAACGCCUUGACUGCGAAAGCGAGCUACAACGAGCUACAACGAGAUAAAAGCUACAUACUAUCCAAAAUAAACAAUCUAAAGUACGACACAAUUCCUACGAUAAAAGAGAAGAUGGAUAAACAAAAUAAAAAAAUAUGUCUAAAAAGACUCAGCUAGCGUGUUACCACAGACAAAUCAAAUUUUUAAGUCAAAAGAACUCUAACUCUAUCCCUUCUUUCAAACUGCCUCCAGAGAAACCUCCCCUCCACCAAGAAUCAGGUAUAGCGAUACAGAAAAUCAAUAAAGAUAUGCAGUCUAGUUAUUUCAUAUCAUGUAAAACAACGGAAGAAGUAUAUGUUAUCGGCACUCACUUUUCCAAGACACACACACACACACAUACAACGAACAUAUGGAUCGAGGAUAAUUACCACAGACAAAUCAAAUUUUUAAGUCAAAAGAACUCUAACUCUAUCCCUUCUUUCAAACUGCCUCCAGAGAAACCUCCCCUCCACCAAGAAUCAGGUAUAGCGAUACAGAAAAUCAAUAAAGAUAUGCAGUCUAGUUAUUUCAUAUCAUGUAAAACAACGGAAGAAGUAUAUGUUAUCGGCACUCACUUUUCCAAGACACACACACACACACAUACAACGAACAUAUGGAUCGAGGAUAAUUACCACAGACAAAUCAAAUUUUUAAGUCAAAAGAACUCUAACUCUAUCCCUUCUUUCAAACUGCCUCCAGAGAAACCUCCCCUCCACCAAGAAGCAGGUAUAGCGAUACAGAAAAUCAAUAAAGAUAUGCAGUCUAGUUAUUUCAUAUCAUGUAAAACAACGGAAGAAGUAUAUGUUAUCGGCACUCACUUUUCCAAGACACACACACACACACAUACAACGAACAUAUGGAUCGAGGAUAAUUACCACAGACAAAUCAAAUUUUUAAGUCAAAAGAACUCUAACUCUAUCCCUUCUUUCAAACUGCCUCCAGAGAAACCUCCCCUCCACCAAGAAGCAGGUAUAGCGAUACAGAAAAUCAAUAAAGAUAUGCAGUCUAGUUAUUUCAUAUCAUGUAAAACAACGGAAGAAGUAUAUGUUAUCGGCACUCACUUUUCCAAGACACACACACACACACAUACAACGAACAUAUGGAUCGAGGAUAAUUACCACAGACAAAUCAAAUUUUUAAGUCAAAAGAACUCUAACUCUAUCCCUUCUUUCAAACUGCCUCCAGAGAAACCUCCCCUCCACCAAGAAGCAGGUAUAGCGAUACAGAAAAUCAAUAAAGAUAUGCAGUCUAGUUAUUUCAUAUCAUGUAAAACAACGGAAGAAGUAUAUGUUAUCGGCACUCACUUUUCCAAGACACACACACACACACAUACAACGAACAUAUGGAUCGAGGAUAAUUACCACAGACAAAUCAAAUUUUUAAGUCAAAAGAACUCUAACUCUAUCCCUUCUUUCAAACUGCCUCCAGAGAAACCUCCCCUCCACCAAGAAGCAGGUAUAGCGAUACAGAAAAUCAAUAAAGAUAUGCAGUCUAGUUAUUUCAUAUCAUGUAAAACAACGGAAGAAGUAUAUGUUAUCGGCACUCACUUUUCCAAGGCACACACACACACACAUACAACGAACAUAUGGAUCGAGGAUAAUUAACAGAAUUAUUAUGUCAGAAACAGAUAAACUGAAAAAUGAAAUACAGCAAGACAUAUCGCUAAAUAAGACAGUCUUCACAUUCUCUGACGAAAACAUCUCGAACAACCACAAACAACAAGACACAGAAAUAAACUACUUUACAAAUUAUAACCAACUAAAAAUCAUUUUCUCUAAAUUAAACAAUAAACGCUUACCCAACAAAAUAAAAUGAUAUUACACAGUGCUCUUUAAAUAUGCAAUAAACAACACGUAUUUCCCAGAAAAUGGGAAAAAGCUAAAUUAACAGCCAUCACAGAAGAAAAAGAAAUGAAGAUCACUCCUCACCCUCAAACCUGCGAUAUAUAAGUCUCCUACCCAACACAAGCAAAAUAUUCGAAAGAGUCAUAAAUAAUCCCCUAAUCUCCAUUUGCACAAAAAAUAAGGUAAUCCUAAGAAAUCAAUUCGGCUCCUCAAUAAUCAAUUUUUAAUAGUCUAUAUUCUAAGCAUCAAGAAAUUGCAAUGUUUUAGUAUUACGCGACCAUUGUUUUAGUUACCAUUACCAUACAUUAUAUCAUUCUCGUUUUGGCACACACUUAUGUUUCUUUAAAUAUUCUAUUAUUUUGACAAUCAAACACAAAUAAGGAAAAUACUUAUUUCAGGCAACACUCACACCGCGCUCAGUGCACUCGUUCUCGUCCGGAGAAGUUAAAUCGUUGUGGUGGUUAGGACAGAGAAGAAGCCAUAUUGGGUCGCGCGACUAUAUUGCCGCCUCACGGGCUACUUUGGGACCAAGCGUCGGCGUUCGUAAAGCAAUACGCCGUUGGACUUAGCGUCUGCGUUCGUAAACCAAUACGCGGCUGGACGUAGCAUCUGCGUUCGUAAAGCGAUAAGCCGCUGAACUUAGCGAAAGAGCAGCUAUAUUGGACGAGUGCCGAUUUCGCCGUCGAGUGACGACGGCACAUGUUAUCCUCAUUAUAAGUAAAAACAAAAUAAAAAUAAUAAAUAAAAAAUAGGAGACACCGAUAAUGAAACCGAAAGCAACGAGGCGGAACCCACCAUAAACUCAACAAAAGAAUGUAUUAAACGAAAAAUAAUAAUACAAAAAACAACCAAAGACACUAACAGCAUCAUAAGACUUUCCGCACAAAAGAUACGGAAACUCAACCAGCAGCCAAAUCUGAUGGCCAGGGCUAAAGGGUUAGAGGACAAACAGGAAAGCACAGACGAAGAAAAGCAAUACAUCCAAGAAGAAAAGGCAGAAAGAAAAGAAACCAUGAAGAAUACAAUUUGAUAUACAACAAAGCCAAGAGACUAUCAAGUCACAACCACAAACUGGACCAACAAAAGAGGCCACAACGCCAAAUGCAAUUGUGAAAUUAAUAAAAGCUUUACAAAUAGACGACGUCCAUUUCACAAAAGUCUCGCGGUUUACGACGAGAAGAUCAAGGGAGAACAACAUAUUGCUCCCAAUUUACAUAGUUCAAUUAUCCCCCCAAAGCAACACAAAUAACCUAUUAAAAAUAAGCCGUUGUAACUAUUAGGAUAAAAUGGGAAAAAAUAAUUAAAAAAAAAAAAAAACAGCAUAACACAAUUGCCAGAUGAUAGGACACACGGCUCAAAAUUGCAACCUCAACUACCGCUGCGUCAAAUGCACUGAGUCGCAUGGACCAGGCGAGUGUAAAAUAAAAAAAGAAGACGCAGUAAGCAUCCCUAAACUCGUGGAGCUACGCAAAAAGCUCAACGAAAAAAUAAACAAUGCGAAAAAACCAAAAAUCGGACGGAUCGCCCAAAUAAGCCAUAAAUACGUCCCUGGACUAAAGUUCGCGGACGUAGCAAAACAGGGAAGAGGCCUAAACCAGGCCAUCAAGGACUCCCCGCAAUUAACAAAUAUAUCUCCGCGCUUAAAUCAAACCCCAAACUCAGCCCCCUGCUUAAUAGAUCCCGAAAAAGCUUUCGGCACGGUCUGGAUGCCAGGUCCUAUAUACAAAA